UUUUAGCUUGGGAUCAGACAGUCAAAGCUCUAAAGAUAUAUGUCACUCUUAAAGAUGUCAACACUGUCGCUUCAGAGAAUGUUAAAUGUAACUUUGGGCCAAGAAACCUAGAAUUACGAGUAUUGGAUUUGGAUAACAAAGACCAUGUCUUACGAAUUAACAACCUGUUAAGUCCAAUAGAUACUCACAAAGCGCAUGGAAAGUGAAGAAAGAUAUGGUCAUUAUAACAUUGGCAAAGGCAUCUGAAGGGAACUGGUCCCAUGUUACAGAAUAUGAGAAGAAAUCAAGUGAAUUGAAGAAACCUAAACUGGGCGGCUCUGACAAUGCAGACCCUGAAGAAGGACUGAUGAGUUUAAUGAAAAAUAUGUAUGAGUCUGGAGAUGAUGAAAUGAAAAGAACUAUAGCGAAGGCUUGGCACGAGAGUCAAACGAAGCGCAACAUGUAAGGCUCUAUGGUUUGUUCUUUCAAAUUAGUUUAGUCAUAUAUUACCAAGUAAUAUUGGUAUUGUCCGUAAAUAACAGUCAUGAUAUGUCUUAUCUAAGUGAAUAC
Molecule: messenger RNA, 549 nt
Organism: Acanthoscelides obtectus
Lineage: Eukaryota; Metazoa; Arthropoda; Insecta; Coleoptera; Chrysomelidae
Source: the annotation of a GenBank genome assembly